GGUAAACAGACACCUAUCUUCACAAAGCCAUGGACUGGGUCUCCUGGUUAUCCAAAACUGAGCUCCACCCCUCCCUUGUGCACAAAUACAGCCUUGCCUUUGCACACAAUGAGCUUGAGGAGGAAGAUAUAGCUUACUUUGACCAUGAAUUCCUCCAGAGUAUAGGCAUAACCAUAGCCAAGCACAGGUUAGAGAUACUCAAGCUUGCUAAGAAGGAGAAAGUUGGAAAGCCACCUCCUGUUUCCAGGGUUAUAGCUGCAAUCAAGAAAACCAAGAGAUGUCUCUCCAAUUAUAUCCACACAUUGGUUCAUGGUGAUGAGUCUGCUCUCAUUGUUUUCCAGAAGGCUAAUAAUAGUAAGCGUUGGAGGGAAGCCAUGUUGAAGAGGAAUAAGAGGUUGAUGAUGCUCAAACAAGGGAGGUCAUUGAUGGUCUCAAAUGGAAGUCCAAAAGUUGCAGGACCUCCCAAUGGCUGUGGGGGAAGUCCAGUGGCUUCCCAACUCCACAACAACAACGAAAAAGUCGCCGACGACGGUGAUGCAUAUUGGUCUACUGCUGUUGAAGAGUUCAAGUGGGAUUCUAUGUUUCAGGAUUUGAAACCAACAUGAAGGAAGUUCUUUUUCAAUUUUUUUUUUUCCCAAUUGGUGAGACAUUUUUUCCUUUCUUUCUUCUGUUAUGUUGUGUUUUGGAAAAGAAACCAUUGAGAGCUAGUUAGUUUGUGUGUAUGUACAAUCAUGUUAUCCAAUACAAGGUUUUAAAUCUUCUUAUAAGCGACA
Messenger RNA from Macadamia integrifolia, 773 nucleotides. RefSeq lists its product as uncharacterized. The transcript has a single exon. NCBI's taxonomy places the organism in Eukaryota, Viridiplantae, Streptophyta, Magnoliopsida, Proteales, Proteaceae. Gene Ontology annotation, molecular function: protein binding. The record is from RefSeq and is a predicted model, not a curated record. The coding region runs from base 30 to 605 and encodes 191 amino acids.